Molecule: messenger RNA, 1077 nt
Organism: Fopius arisanus
Lineage: Eukaryota; Metazoa; Arthropoda; Insecta; Hymenoptera; Braconidae
Product: golgin subfamily A member 6-like protein 2
Exons: 1
Coding region: 1-1077 (358 amino acids)
Source: RefSeq, a predicted model, not a curated record
AUGAAGGCGCAAGGAAAAUUGGCGGAGAAAGAGGAGGAGAUGAAGAGAGUAUGGAAGCAACUCCCCGAGGUGCAAGACGAGAACAAGAAGCUCGAGCGACAGUUGGCAAACAAUCAGAAACUAAUGGAAGAAUGGGUGGAAUAUGCGAGAGAGUGGAAAAGAAAGUAUGAGAAAUUGAGUAGCAUGGUGAGAGAAGAGGCCAGGGAAAACUGGAUCGUCCCGCAGGCCCGGGAGAUCACACCAGGGACGCCAGAAAGGGGACACUCAAGAACAGACACAGAAGGGGAAACAGAAAGAAAGAACCCCCAGAGCGAAAAUGAGGAGGCAGUGACACAAAUAGGAGAGGAGGGGGAAGUAACGGCAGUGGAAUUCGAUCGGUCAGAAGCAGCGAGGACCCUGGCACAUGAUGCUCCAGCGCCAGGAGGGUCGGGGGUCGCUGCGGAAGACGAGAGGAGACACAAGCCACAGAACCCCCAGAAGACGGAAACAAGGAAGAUCGCUAAGAACCCUACCCCUAGGAAAUUGGAAGAAGAAGAAUGGAUCGCUGAAAAGAUAAAAAGAAGAGAGAGAAAGAAGGGGAUUAUAAUUAAAGGACUCACAUUGAUAGAAAAGAGAAAAAAAGAAGAGUUAGACCGAUGGAUGGAGGAGACAAUGGGAGUGAAGGCUAGAGUCUCCAAGUUGGACAGAGUAGGUAACGGAACUUGGAGAGCAGAACUCGAAGAAUGGGAGACGAAAGCGGAGAUAAUGGCGAGGAAGCAGGAACUGAAGAAACUCAGGUGGGGAGUUUGGAUAACAGAUGACCUCACGGAUAGACAAAAAGAAGUCCAAACAUGGAUAGAGAGGGAGGGAGAAAACUGGAGAAGGCUGGGACAUGAGGUGAGCACAAAAUAUCAAAAGAUAUGUGUAGAUGGCACAUGGCUAUGCUGGGAUGAAACUGAAGGAACAAUGAAGCUGGAAAAAAAGAAGGCGAACGAAGGAUACAGAGAAGAGGAAGAGGAGGCGGAACAGUUGAGGUACUCGCCACCACCACAGCAGCCAUUUCGUGGGAGGGGUAGAGGAGGACGACAGCUCCCAUGA